UGUAUAUGAUUGUUUUAAUAGAAAAAAAUUAUUUUAUUAUUUUUACAAGAUCAAAUCUCUUAUUUUCUUCAUCAAACAAACCAUUGGGUUGUUUCGAAAAUUUCAGUUGACAAUUGUUAAAAGAAAGAAACACAUUAUUUGUUUGUUUUCGUGAUCAAAUUUCUCGCUCUCUGGGUGUGUUAGUUGGUUGGUGUUCUUUCUUUCUUUAUUUCCUUCUUUUGGUUUUCGCAUAAACAGUUUAGUUUAUUGAGAAUCUGUCUUUUUUUUUUUUCUCGGGUAAUCGGUAAUCUUAGGGAGAAUAAGCAGGAGCGAAGAAACCUAACCUAAUCCCAUCGCGUGUCUGUACUGUGAUUGAAUUUGAGGUACCUUCCCUAAUUUCUGAGUUAUUAAACAGUUGAAAGAAACAAGCACUCUUGUCUAGUGUGAUCAAUGACUACACUUCAGAGUCAGGGAGGUAAAGAAACUGCAACAGUUGAAAAAUCAGCUUCCUCUUUCAAAAGAUGGGGUAGAAAAAGCCCUUUUCUUAGAUAUGGCCUUCCUAUGAUUUCUCUUACUGUCCUCGGUGCUCUUGGCCUUGGUCAUCUUUUGCAAGGCAGCAAGGACAUUGCAAGGGUAAAAGAUGAUCGGGAAUGGGAAAUAAUUGAAGCAAGAAAAGCACUGUCUAGAACAGGACCAGUAAAUGCAUACCAGCCAAAAAAGAUCUCACUGGAGGAUGAGCUAAAGGCUUUGCAACAAAAGGUGGACAUUAAUGACUAUGAUUACAAGAAAAUUCCUAUACCAAAAGAAGACAGGCAUGCCUAGACCGGAGUUAUGAGCCAGUUUAAUUCUCAUGUACCCAGCUUAAAUCAAUUUUUUUAAGGAGUUAUGAGCCAGUUCAUCUUGCAUAUGAAGUUAUUGUUGUGUGUCUUUAGUGUUUUGACUUUUAACUAUGUAACUAUGACGUUAUGGGGGAGGUAGCUGGGAUAAAUUCUGGCCAUAUCUGUGGAAUUUUUGGGUAUCAAGGAUUCUUAAGUACUGUGAGGUGAACAGUAAAAAGGUACAUGUUUGGUUCUACUUUAAUAAUGGUGAAAAAAGAGUAAAUGUUUGUUCACUUUCUUGUCA
This is a messenger RNA of Cicer arietinum (chickpea), 1101 nucleotides long. RefSeq lists its product as uncharacterized. Gene Ontology annotation, cellular component: mitochondrial membrane. The record is from RefSeq and is a predicted model, not a curated record. NCBI's taxonomy places the organism in Eukaryota, Viridiplantae, Streptophyta, Magnoliopsida, Fabales, Fabaceae.